Messenger RNA from Ctenocephalides felis (cat flea), 768 nucleotides. RefSeq lists its product as uncharacterized. The transcript is spliced from 5 exons. NCBI's taxonomy places the organism in Eukaryota, Metazoa, Arthropoda, Insecta, Siphonaptera, Pulicidae. The coding region runs from base 1 to 768 and encodes 255 amino acids. The record is from RefSeq and is a predicted model, not a curated record.
AUGCAUUUUGAACAAAUACCUAUUCCCAAAAAUGCCGCAGCAUCGCCUCGCAGGGUCAAGACAAUCACUCGAAGAAGAUUAGUAACACCAAUGAGUACUUCACCAACUCCUUACAACUUAGAAAUGGUAUCCUCUACCACAUCAUCAAAACAAAUAAAUAGCAAUUCUAGAGUAUCUAGCACAACUCACAAAUCGGUAAAAUUAGCGUCCAAACCAGAGAAAGCCAGUACUGCUACCAAUCUUCAACCUAAGAAUAAUCUAAAAGCCGGUAAUGCUAGAGUUUCGAAGGCCAUACAAAAUGAGGUGGAAGCAACUACUGUCAAAAUUACUCCAACAUCAGUUAGACCACCUACAAGACGUGACACAUUCACAUGCCCACCAUCCAACAAUUGGCAACUCUUCGCAUUGUUCUGCGGACGAGAUGCAGACUGUUACCACAUGGGAAAUAGUUGGCUUUGCUGCCGUGGAAGAUGCCUUCAGGGCAAAGAAAAACAGCGAGCCGAAAUAAAACAUGAACCUUUAAGAGCAGCUGCAUCUUACCUUCAAUGUACCCCACCACCUCCUCCAGUCAUAGAUUUCAACCCAACACCAUGCAAUUCAACGGCAGACUGUUUUCCAAAUCUUUGUUGCCAAGAGAGAGGCAAAAAACAUUGUAGACCGCCACAGAAAAAUAUCAUUUCUUUGCUAGCUAGUAUGACACAGAGAUUUGGAAGCGGAAUUUGGAAAAUGAUACAAGUGUCUUCAAGUCCUCAACUAAACAAUUUAUAG